UGACAGCUAGCUAACUCAUGCAUGUUUUGCUCAUGUUUCGUUUCUCCUCUCGUUUUCUUGUUGAUUUUAUAGAAUAAUGCCGAUAUUAAAACAAUUGUGUUGUGGAUAUUAAUAUUGCAAAAUAAAUCCAAAACAUUACUUUAAUCCUAAGUUGUAAAGAAUGGAUGUCGGAGAGCUACUUUCUUUUAAGCCAACCCCUACACCCAAAAGACCAAAUGAAGACGACAGUGGAGAUUCUGACGAUGAACCAUCAAGGGCGAGUAAGAUUCGGCGAUUUGGUAACACCAAACAUGAUCAACUGUUACAACAGUAUAGCAAAAGUCUGCCUAAAGAACCAACAAUCACUGAUAAGGAAAGAGAAGAUAUUUUAAGAUUUGUAGAAACUGAAGUUACAGAGGGUGAAGUUCUUGAUGACAUCACAGUAAAAAAGUUAGUUCUAAACUUUGAAAAGAAAACCCUUAAAAAUAGGGAAAUGAGAAUUAAGUUUCCAGAUCAGCCUGAAAAGUUUAUGGACAGUGAAAUAGAUUUGCACGAAGCUCUGCAGGAACUAAGUGCAGUGGCAACAGUCCCUGAUCAAUAUCCACUUUUAGUUGAUUUGAAAUGCAUUAAUUCAUUGUUGGAACUUCUGUCACAUGAUAAUACAGAUAUAUCCACUAAAGUUGUACAUCUCCUUCAGGAAUUAACUGAUGUGGAUAUUUUAAAUGAGAGUGAGGAAGGGGCUGAGGAGUUAAUCAAUGCUUUGGCUGAAGCAGAGUGUCCUGCUCUUCUGCUCCACAACCUGGCCCGUCUUGAUGAACAAGUACCAGAUGAAAGGGAUGCUGUCCACAAUACAUUAGGUAUAAUAGAGAACAUUACAGAAUUUAGGCCUGAAAUGUGUCCAGAAGUAGCAAAACAAGGUUUCAUGCAAUGGUUACUUAAGAGACUGAAGUUGAAGAUACCUUUUGAUGGUAAUAAACUAUAUUCAACAGAAAUUCUGUCUAUUUUGCUACAAAAUACACCGGAGAACAGAAAGCUGUUAGGAGAACUUGACGGCAUUGAUGUGCUACUACAACAGUUGGCGUUUUACAAGCGGCACGACCCGAGCGGCGCGGAGGAGCAGGAGGCGAUGGAGAACAUGUUCGAUUCAUUAUGCUGCGCGCUGAUGGAGCCCGCCAACCGGGACCGCUUCCUGCGCGGCGAGGGGCUGCAGCUCAUGAACCUGAUGCUGAGAGAGAAGAAAAUGUCUCGGAACGGCUCUUUGAAGGUUCUCGACCACGCUCUGGUCGGACCCGACGGCAAAGACAACUGCAACAAGUUCGUAGACAUUCUGGGGCUAAGAACAGUAUUCCCGCUCUUCAUGAAAACGCCGAAGAGGAAGAGAUUAUUGACUGUGGAUCAACACGAAGAGCACGUUGUAUCGAUAAUAUCGUCGAUGUUGCGCAACUGCCAAGGCAGCCAGCGCCAGAGGUUGCUCGCUAAGUUUACGGAGAACGACCUGGAGAAAGUGGACCGACUCCUCGAGUUACACUUCAAGUAUAUGGAUAAAGUGGACCGAGCCGAAAAGGAGAUGGAGCAAGAACAGGAGGAACUAGAUGAUGAUGCCCAAUACCUUAGACGGUUAUCUGGUGGAUUGUUCACAUUGCAACUCAUCGAUAGAAUUAUUCUUGAGGUUUGUAUCGCUGGACCUCCGACUAUAAAACAGCGCGUCCAGCGAGUGUUGUCUCUCCGUGGCGGUUCCCUCAAGAUUAUACGGCAUGUUAUGAGAGAGUAUGCGGGCAACUUGGGCGACGCUGGCAGUGAAGAGUGGCGCCAGCAGGAACAGCAACACAUACUACAGCUGGUCGACAAGUUUUAGCUAUAUUAGCAUGUCCGUCUUAUUAUAUGUUGCAUAGGUUCAAUGUAUAUGUGUGGAAGAUAAUGAAUGAUUAAAGUGUCGUUGCGUGUUUUUUGGUUUUUCUUCAACUACUAUACAGACAGCUGCAUCGUUACUGUAGUAUAUUUAAUGCUAGCACUUCCCAUAACAUUCAUUGUAUCCAUACUAAUAUUAUAAAUGCGAAAGUGUGUGUCUAUUAUCUCUUCAUGCUUAAACCGCUGAACCGAUUGAGAAGAAAUUAGGUAUAGAGAUAGUUGGAGUCCCAGGAAAGGAUUUUUUUUAUCCCUGAAAUCAUUAUUUAAAGGUGUGAAAAGCAUGUCGGAAGUUUGUGUAGGAGACCAAUUAAAC
Chilo suppressalis (striped riceborer) is the source of this 2200-nucleotide messenger RNA. The record is from the annotation of a GenBank genome assembly. Lineage: Eukaryota; Metazoa; Arthropoda; Insecta; Lepidoptera; Crambidae.